Anthonomus grandis grandis is the source of this 4601-nucleotide messenger RNA. RefSeq names its product ATP-binding cassette sub-family C member 4-like. Gene Ontology annotation, cellular component: membrane. Gene Ontology annotation, biological process: transmembrane transport. NCBI's taxonomy places the organism in Eukaryota, Metazoa, Arthropoda, Insecta, Coleoptera, Curculionidae. The transcript has 17 exons. Gene Ontology annotation, molecular function: ATP binding; ABC-type transporter activity; ATP hydrolysis activity. The record is from RefSeq and is a predicted model, not a curated record. The coding region runs from base 297 to 4484 and encodes 1395 amino acids.
AGCGUAAUUAAAUUUAAAUUAUUGGCAGAUAGGCUCACAAGUGUUGAACAUUUCUUAAAAAAAAAAAACUUCCCAAAGUUUAUCAGCAUUUCAUGUAUCUGCUAUAGCGAUAAUAUAUUAGUAAAUAGUAAACAUUUCUGUAGACAGUGUAUGUUUGCAGUGGUGACAUUGCUGCUUGGACUGUAUAAUCAACGAUAAUAAACCACAUGCAGUAUUAAAGUAAUAAUUUUUGUGUUUUGUGAAUAGUUAUUGUCUCUGGUGAUAAAUAGAGCCCUUUAACGCUCUAUAUAGAUAUAAUGGAAGCGGCUUUUUCUAUAAAGCAAGAAAAUCCAAAGAAGAAAGCCAAUAUUAUAUCAAGGCUUUUUUUUGGUUGGAUAGCAAAACUAUUUUACACUGGGGCAAAAAGAUCCUUAAAAUUAAACGACAUAUAUAAAACGUUAGAAUGUGACGAGUCGAAACUGCUGGGGGACAAAUUGGAGAAAAAAUGGCUCGAAGAAGUGUCUAGAGGCAAAGAAAAACAUCAAAGUGCCAGUUUACUGAGAGUCAUCUCCAAAGUGUUUUUAAAAGAAUAUUGUUAUUAUGGGCUCAUGCUGUUUAUUUUGACAGUUGUUUUAAGGUCUCCUCAGCCUUUAGUUCUCUCAUGGCUGAUAAAUCAGUUUCAACCACACGAAUCUCACGAGAAAAUCGAAAUGUACGCCUCGGCUUCCUCUUUGGUUAUUAUAUCGACGCUGAUUAUAUUCUUUUUGCAUCACAACAGCUACGGCCAGAGUUGCGUCGGCAUGAGAGUAAGGAUAGCGGUUUCCAGUUUAAUUUAUAGAAAAAUUUUAAAAUUAAAUAAAAGGUCACAAGGUGAAACUGCGGCAGGCCAAGUGGUGAACUUGUUAUCAAAUGACGUGCAAAGGUUUGAUCUGGUGUGUGUUUAUUUGCACUACUUAUGGAUAAUGCCGUUUCAAGUCGCUUUGGUCACCUAUUUCCUAUGGAAUGCCGUUGGAAUUUCUUGUCUGGCUGGUAUUUUAUCUAUGGUAUUGUGCACGCUGCCUUUACAAGGCUAUUUGGGAAAAGUUGCAUCAUCCCUUAGACUAAAAGUAGCACAAAGAACAGACGCAAGGGUGAAGCUGAUGAGUGAAAUCAUAUCGGGAGCUCAAGUAAUCAAAAUGUACGCGUGGGAGAAACCUUUUGAGAAACUCAUAAAGUAUUUGAGGCUCAAGGAGAUCAACGUGCUCACCAAGACCUCGUACUUAAGAGGGUUUUACUUGAGCUGUAUGGUUUUCAUUGAGAGAAGCACCUUGUGUCUGACAUUAGUCUGUUUUACUUUACUAGGAAAUAAUAUUAAGGCAGAUAUUGUCUUUUCGAUGGCUCAGUUUUUCAAUAUAUUGCAAUCUGCCAUGGCGAUCAUGUAUCCGAUGGCGAUCAGCAUCGGGGCGGAGACCUUGGUUUCGAUAAGAAGACUGGAGGAGUUUUUAAACUUGGAAGAGAAAGAAAAGACGUUGAUAGAACAACUGUAUGAACCGGAAAUUAUUUUGAAGCAAGUCACCGCGUCUUGGGUGCAAGACACGAAGGUUCUCAAAAAAGUCAACUUGCAUAUACCGAAGGGAUGUUUGUGCGCUAUUAUUGGCCCAGUGGGCAGUGGGAAAAGCUCUAUUUUACAGCUUUUGUUAGGUGAAUUAUCCCCCACAUUUGGGAGCGUAAUGCUAGGAGGUUCGGUUUCGUAUUCAUCACAGGAACCUUGGCUCUUCGUCGCAUCUGUCAGAAGAAAUAUACUAUUCGGUAAACCGUACGACCAUCGGCUUUACAAAGAAGUUACCAAAGUUUGUGCAUUAGAGAGGGACUUUGAGCAACUUCCUUACGGGGACAAAACUAUGGUGGGAGAACGAGGAGUAUCCUUAUCGGGAGGACAAAGAGCAAGGAUCAACUUGGCCCGAGCGAUUUACCAACAAGCAGAUGUUUAUCUACUCGAUGAUCCUUUGUCCGCUGUUGAUACCCACGUGGGGAAACAUUUAUUUGAUCAAUGUGUCGUAGAUUAUUUAAGGAACAAAACUAGAGUGUUAGUCACGCAUCAACUGCAGUAUUUGAAAAAGGCUGAUCUAAUAGUGGUCCUAAACGAGGGAGUUGUUGAGGCCACUGGCACAUUUAAGGAGCUAUCGCACUCCAAGCUUGAUUUCACCAAACUUUUGGCAUCCGCAGAUGAAACAGUGGAUGAAAAGGAAACAUGCAAUAAACUUUCUCCUGAAAAGCAACCGAGAAAACUAUCUUUGCAGGCUUGUUCUGCAACUGAUUCGGUGGAAAUUGAACAAAGUACAAAUAAGGAAAAAGAAGAAAUGGGCGGCAAAGAAGGUGAAACGCCAUUUUUGGAUUACAUCAAGUCAGUUGGCAGUGCCUGUUUUAUUGCGAUAGUCGUUCUGGUACUUAUAUUUUCUCAAGCAUCCUGUACUUGCACAGAUUUAUGGGUAACCUAUUGGACUAGCCAAGAAGAGCUUCGUCAUUUUAAUGAUAAUCAAACCAUUAUUUAUGAUAAUAAUCCCUCUGAUAUUUUAAUGUUAAAUCCAAGUUCAAAUGAUACAUAUUCUUUGCUUAAUAAUUCAAAUGUAAGCAACUCCUUAACGUAUUCUCAUGAAAAGGGUACAUCCAAUGUUCUAAAUACCAUUCUGGGAAACAUGCCCAACGUGUUCGAUAAACUAGAAACAGGAACAACCUAUUAUACUUUAAUAAAAACGAACAUUGCCAUGUACAUUUAUGGCGCUUUAAUUUUACUCGCAAUCAUCCUGACCACAGCCAGAUCAUUAUUAUUCUUCAAAGCAGCAAUGGAAGCAUCAAAGAAUAUCCAUUCGAAAAUGUUCCAUAGGAUAUUAGAAGCGCCUAUGAGGUUCUUUGACACGAAUUCAAGCGGAAGGGUGCUAAACAGAUUCAGUAAGGAUAUUGGAGCUAUCGAUGAAAUAUUGCCUAGGGUCUUAAUGGAAGCCACUCAGAUAUUGUUAGUACUGGUAGGAAUAUUGGUUAACGUAACUGUAUCCAAUUAUUACAUGGUUAUAGCAAUGGUCGUGCUUGGAUGUAUAUUUAUGAAGCUGAGACAGUGGUACACUUCAAGUGCGAAAGAUAUUAAGCAUCUAGAAGGAAUUGCUAAAAGCCCGGUAUUCUCACAUAUAACUUCUUCUCUUAAUGGACUCACCACUAUUAGAGCCUCAAAAGCUGAGGACGCCUUAAUACAAGAGUUUGAUGAGCACCAGGACGUCCAUACCUCCGCCUGGUUUCUUACCAUAAUGUGCACCGUAUUCUUUGGACUAUGGUUGGACAUAAUCUGUGUGAUAUUUAUCACGUGUGUAGCAUUUGGAUUCGUGAUUUCAGCGGAACGUAAGUACCCAUUUCUAAUACAAUUCGAAAUAAAUCAAAAAUUGUUUUCAGUUGGUCAGCCUCAAAACAGCAGCUUAGUAGGUCUGGCCCUAUCGCAAUCGUUGAUUUUAACCGGAAUGCUUCAAUAUGGCAUGCGACAAACCGCAGAGGUGGUAAACCAACUUACCAGUGUUGAAAGAGUUUUACAGUAUACCAAGUUGGAGAAAGAAGGGCCAUUCCACACGCCAAAAGGUAAACUACCGGUAUUACCGUGGCCCAGUUUAGGAAAAAUAGAAUUUAGGAAUCUUAAGCUGUUUUACGCCUUAGAAGAAGCACCGGUGCUGAAAAAUUUAAACAUGCUCAUCCGGUCAGGUGAAAAGGUAGGGAUUGUUGGAAGAACUGGAGCAGGGAAGUCUUCCCUUAUCGCUGCUUUAUUUAGACUCGCCCCUAUCGAAGGCCAAAUCCUGAUCGACGACUUAGAUACUAAAACUAUCGGUCUUUCUGAUCUGAGAAGGAGAAUUUCAAUAAUUCCCCAGGAGCCUGUUUUAUUCAGUGCAACAUUAAGAUAUAAUUUGGACCCGUUUGAUGAGUUUGAAGAUGCCAGGUUAUGGGAGGUACUGGAAGAGGUACAGACGAACCAAAGGAUACAAAGAAAUUUUACUAAUAAAUAUCACUUUUUUCAGGUAGAACUAAAAGAUCUUGUUACUACUUUGGACUUUCAAGUGUUAGAAGGUGGAAGCAACUUGAGUUUAGGUCAAAGGCAGCUCCUCUGCUUGGCCAGGGCCCUUUUAAGAAAUAAUAAAAUUCUGGUCUUGGACGAAGCAACUGCCAACGUGGACGCCAGAACUGAUAGUCUUAUUCAAACAACAAUCCGAAGAAAAUUCAAAAAAUGUACCGUACUCACUAUUGCCCACCGUCUAAAUACUAUUAUGGACUCGGAUAAGGUGAUUGUAAUGGGUGCUGGACAGAUAUUGGAACAUGACCACCCAUAUAGUCUGCUGGAGAAUCCGGAUGGACAUUUUACCAGUAUGGUCCAAGAAACUGGACCAACCAUGACGGAACAGUUGAAGGAAGUCGCCUUUGCUGCAUGGAAGAUGAAAAAGGAAAUUGAAGAUAGCUAUGAUAGGCAUUUCGAUGAAGAAGUUUCUAAGUUAUAGGUCAAUUUAAUUUUCUUAUUAGAUUUUAAGGUAUUUAAUCAAAUUUAUUUUAAAAAGAGCCUUUAUAUGUUAAAGUUUUUAACUAGAUCAAUAAUAAAUAAAUAUUUAGACAAUUAA